Molecule: messenger RNA, 1942 nt
Organism: Cricetulus griseus (Chinese hamster)
Lineage: Eukaryota; Metazoa; Chordata; Mammalia; Rodentia; Cricetidae
Source: RefSeq, a predicted model, not a curated record
CGGCGCCGCUUCGCCUCCAGCCAAUCAGCUUCCGGAGGAGAGGGUUUAACUCCUGUUUCAAAGGAGAACCUUUGAAUUGUAACGGCUGAGCUCCUGGAAUCGCUUGGAGUCUUCGCUGGAGACGCGAUCCUGCCCCGGGGUGACAUGGACAGAUGUAAAGAAAACUGUGUUUCCAGGCCUGUUAAGACCACAGGUCCCUUUGGUCCAAAACGAGUGUUGGUGACAGAGCAGAUUCCUGCUAGCAGUGGCCAGGCCCAGCGUGUCCUAUGUCCUUCCAACUCCUCCCACCGUGUCCCUUCACAAGCACAGAAAGCUGUCUCAGGUCAGAAGCCAGUGCCAAAGCAGUUGCCAGCUGUCAGCGUUCCUCGGCCAGUAUCCCAGCUUAGUGACCCCCAGAAGAGUGAGCAGGCAUCACCUGCGGACUCUGGAAAUAAUUCUGAAAACGAUCGGGCAUCAAAGCAGAAAACAGAAGACUCAAAAAAGAGGCAGUGGACUCUGGAAGACUUUGACAUUGGCCGCCCACUGGGUAAAGGAAAGUUUGGAAAUGUCUAUUUGGCAAGGGAGAAGCAAAGCAAGUUCAUUCUGGCCCUGAAGGUGCUGUUUAAAACGCAGCUGGAGAAGGCUGGGGUAGAACACCAGCUUCGACGGGAGGUGGAGAUACAGUCCCACCUUCGGCACCCCAACAUCCUCAGGCUGUAUGGCUAUUUCCAUGACGCCACCAGAGUUUAUCUGAUUCUAGAAUACGCGCCUCUCGGGACUGUCUAUAGAGAGCUCCAGAAACUCUCCAAGUUUGACGAGCAGAGGACAGCUACAUACAUCACGGAGUUGGCAAACGCUCUAUCGUACUGUCAUUCAAAGAGAGUCAUUCACAGAGACAUUAAGCCAGAGAACCUGCUUCUUGGGCCAAAUGGGGAGUUGAAGAUCGCAGACUUUGGGUGGUCUGUGCAUGCUCCAUCUUCCAGGAGAACCACACUGUGUGGCACCCUGGACUACCUGCCGCCCGAGAUGAUUGAAGGCCGGAUGCAUGAUGAGAAGGUGGACCUCUGGAGCCUGGGUGUCCUGUGCUAUGAGUUCCUGGUUGGGAUGCCUCCUUUCGAGGCACACACCCACCAGGAGACCUACAGAAGGAUAUCACGGGUUGAGUUCACAUUCCCUGACUUUGUGACUGAGGGAGCCAGGGACCUCAUUUCAAGACUGUUAAAGCACAACUCAAGUCAGAGGCUAACACUAGCAGAAGUCCUUGAGCAUCCCUGGGUCAAAGCUAAUUCCUCAAAACCUUCGGCUGGCCAAAAAAGCAAAGAGCUAACUAGUACAUCAUCUUAGGGAAUCUGGAACCCUGGCCUCUGUGCAGCUGUGAGAAACGCCCCAUCAAGAGAGACCUGGGGACCAUCAUCGUUGCCCUCAGAACACCCUGCGGAGCAGCCAGUCCCUGGCCGUGCAUCCAGGAGGUCCCACCUGACCAUGCGACAUUGCCCAAGCCCCAUGAACCAUGCUGCUUUUCCUGGUUCAGCAAUCUGGAGGGAAGACUCACUGCAGCAGUCUCUGUGGUUUAUGUCCCCAAGAUGUCCUUGUGGGGGUCUCACUGGGAAAGUUACCACUCUUCCUCACCUCCCCAGUGACCACCUGUAUCUAGCCUUCAAGUGCCUGAGUGUGUGUGUAACUUAUUGGGUCGCCAGGCCUGGGAACGCUGUUGGAAUGAGUAUGUAGUUUUCUUUUAAAUGUUAAAAUAAAGAUUUGUAUUUCCUUCCUUGUAAGUGGCACCCCUUCAGAAAACUUGUUUUCAGUCUCUGUAAGCCUUUAUGGGAUUCCGUUCCUCAGCCACCACACCAGGGCCUGUGCUCCACCUGCCCUGGACCUGACUCGGGUGUUUCUGAUGUUAAGGGCUGUUUAUGUUGUGUCGUGUAUGCAAACUUGUUAAAUAUAUAAAUAUGUGUAUAACAUC